UAUAUAUAAUAAUGGUAGAGAUUUCUUAGUUUCUACUUGCACUGUGGUAGAACUAUGUGGAGGCUCAAGAUUGCGGCUGAGGCUGGAGAUGGCCCUCACUUGUUCAGCACCAACAACUACGUAGGCAGGCAGAUUUGGGAGUUUGAUGCAAACUCAGGCUCUCCAGAAGAACGUGAAGAGGUCGAUAGAGCUCGUCAGAAUUUUUCCCUAAACCGUUCUUGUUUCAAGGCUAGUGCUGAUCUCCUCUGGCGCAUGCAGUUUCUGAGAGAGAAGAAGUUUAAACAGAAAAUUCCUCAAGUAAUUAUAGAAAAUGCAGAGGAAAUAACCUAUGAAGACGCAAGGGCAGCACUGAGGAGAGGGGUACUUUAUUUUGCGGCCUUACAGGCUGAUGAUGGACAUUGGCCUGCUGAAAAUUCUGGUUCUAUGUUCUUCAACGCCCCCUUUUUCAUAUCCUUGUACAUCACUGGCCAUCUUGAGAAAAUUUUCACUCCUGAGCAUCGCAAAGAAUUCAUACGUUACCUGUAUAACCAUCAGAACGAUGAUGGUGGAUGGGGAAUACAUGUGGAGGGCCACAGUGUUAUGUUCUGUACAGUCCUCAACUACAUCUGUCUUAGAAUUUUUGGGAUGGAUCAAGAAAGUGUUUGUGCAAGAGCACGUAAGUGGAUCAUCGACCAUGGUGGUGCCGCGUAUACGCCCCUGUUUGGAAAGAUUUGGCUUUCGGUUCUUGGAGUGUAUGAUUGGUCUGGUUGCAAGCCCAUGCCACCUGAGUUCUGGAUGCUUCCUUUGUCGUCUCCUUUUAACGGAGGAACUGUUUGGAUUUAUUUACGAGACAUUUUCAUGGCUGUGUCAUACUUGUAUGGAAAAAAAUUUGUCGCUACUCCAACACCUCUAAUAGCACAGCUCCGGGAAGAGCUUUAUCCUCAGCCAUACAACAAAAUCAAAUGGAGUCAAGCGCGCAAUCUAUGUGCAAAGGAAGAUCUAUACUAUCCACAGUCUUUUUUGCAAGAUAUGUUUUGGAAAAGUGUUCAUGUGUUCUCAGAGAACCUCUUAAACCAAUGGCCUCUCAACAAGCUCCUAAGACAAAGAGCUCUCCGAAAGACAAUGGAAAUAAUUCACUAUCACGAUGAAUCCACUCGAUAUAUUACCGGUGGAUGUGUACAAAAGCCGUUUCAUAUGCUUGCUUGUUGGGUAGACGACCCAGACGGUGAUUAUUUUAAGAAACAUCUUGCUCGAGUCUCAGAUUUCAUAUGGAUAGGCGAAGAUGGUCUGAAAAUCCAGUCUUUUGGUAGCCAGUUAUGGGAUACGGCCUUAUCGCUGGAGGUCUUGUUAGCUGCUGACAUGGAUGAUGAGAUUAGCUCAACGUUGAUCAAAGGAUACGACUUCUUGAAGAAAUCUCAACUGACAGAGAACCCUCCCGGUGAUCACAGGAAAAUGUUUCGAGAGAUAACGAAAGGCGCGUGGACCUUUUCAGACCGAGAUCAAGGAUGGGCUGUUUCUGAUUGCACUGCUGAGAGUCUAGAGUGCUGCCUAAUCUUUGAGAGCAUGCCAAUGUUGGGUGAGAAAAUGGAUGCAGAGAAGCUGUACGAUGCCGUUAAUUUGCUUCUAUACUUUCAGAGCAAGAAUGGAGGUUUAGCUGUGUGGGAGCCUGCUCGUGGGAAUACCUGGCUUGAGUGGCUGAGUCCCGUGGAGUUUGCCGAAGACACAGUCGUCGAGCUAGAGUAUCUUGAAUGUACAGGGUCUGCAAUAGUAGCGCUGGUUCGGUUCUUGGAAAUGUUUCCAGGCCACAGAAAAGAAGAAGUCGAGAGUUUUAUAAGAAAGGGAAUCAAAUACAUUGAGAGUUUCCAAAUGCCAGACGGUUCAUGGUAUGGAAAUUGGGGCGUGUGCUUCAUCUUUGGAACCUUUAAUGCCGUCCGAGGUCUCGUUGCCGCAGGCAAGACUUAUAGUAACUGUGAUGCUAUCCGUAGAGCAGUUCGGUUCCUACUAGAUACACAAAAUGCAGAAGGUGGAUGGGGUGAGAGUUAUCUCUCUUGCCCGAUUAAGAAAUAUACUCCUUUGGAAGGAAACAAGACGAAUGUUGUGAAUACAGCACAAGCAAUGAUGGGUCUAAUUAUGGGUGGUCAGAUGGAGAGGGACCCAAGCCCGGUUCAUCGCGCUGCUAAGGUGUUGAUUAAUUCACAGCUGGAGAACGGUGAUUUCCCACAACAGGAAAUAAUGGGAGUGUUCAAGAUGAAUUUGUUGCUACAUUAUCCAACCUAUAGGAACAUUUUCACUCUCUGGGCACUCACCUAUUAUACCAAGGCCCUUCGUCUGCGUAUGUAAUUACUUUUGUCACAGUUGAAUCUCAUCAUCACCACGUACUCUUUUACAAUGUAUACAAAAGUCUUUGCUUCUAUCACAAGAAACAAGAUGAAAGACCCACAUAGAUUCCUCAUCUCAUUCUCGUUUGUCAUCAUCAUCCGCUCCUUCCAUACCUCAAGACCAUAACUUUCGGUUAUCUUGGUUCUGGUUACUCCGACCACCAAACUGGUUUUCGUUUAACCCGUAAUACUGCAUUUGGUUCUAUUUCAACUAAAUAUGUGAAUAAAUAAGUUGCAUUUCGGUUUGUAAUAUUCAGGUUUCUAAAACUGGGUCUACUAAAGGCUCUUGUAAACUUUAUUUUUACACCUCUAAAUUUGAAAAUCAUUUAACC
Messenger RNA from Brassica oleracea var. oleracea, 2689 nucleotides. RefSeq names its product seco-amyrin synthase-like. The coding region runs from base 55 to 2319 and encodes 754 amino acids. Gene Ontology annotation, cellular component: lipid droplet. The transcript has 16 exons. The record is from RefSeq and is a predicted model, not a curated record. Gene Ontology annotation, molecular function: beta-amyrin synthase activity. Gene Ontology annotation, biological process: triterpenoid biosynthetic process. Lineage: Eukaryota; Viridiplantae; Streptophyta; Magnoliopsida; Brassicales; Brassicaceae.